CAAAGUUUUUUCGCUCGCUGUCUGUUGGCGCGACUCUUUGGAUUUAUGUGUCAGACAACAAGGCAUCUGAGCUAAAGUUUCUCAAAAUGAGACUCCCCGGGGUAUCUCACGUCGCCGAGUGCUGAGCACAACAGGCAGAAUCGUUUUUUUCUUGAGGCUGGUUGGUGAUAUAUGGACUUAUACAUGAUGAACUGUGAGCUUUUGGCAACAUGCAGCGCCCUUGGAUACCUGGAGGGAGAUGUCUAUCACAAGGAAACAGACUGCUUGGAGAGUGUGAAAGACUUGAUCAGAUAUUUACGCCAUGAAGAUGACACACGUGACAUCCGCCAGCAGCUGGGGGCAGGCCAGAUCCUUCAAAAUGAUCUUCUACCCAUCAUCACUCAGCAUGGGCAAGACAAGCCCUUAUAUGAUGCCUGCAUCAGGCUCAUGGUCAACCUCACUCAGCCCGCCAUGCUUUGCUUUGGUAAAAUUCCCGAAGAUCCGGCUUUUAGACAUCACUUUUUACAAGUGAUGUCUCAUUUGCAGGCCUAUAAAGAGGCAUUUGCAAGUGAGAGGGUGUUUGGAGUUUUGAGUGAGACAUUGUACAAUCUUCUGCAGCUGGACUGGGAGCAGAGACAAGAAGAAGAUAACCUGCUGAUAGAAAGGAUUCUGCUGCUCGUCAGGAAUGUGCUUCAUGUCCCUGCCAACGCUCAUGAGGAGAAGAACGUGGAUGAUGAUGCCAGCGUCCAUGAUAAGCUGCUGUGGGCCAUCCACAUGAGUGGUUUUGAUGACCUAGUCAAGUUCCUGGCGUCAGCCCAGAGCGAGCAGCAGUGGAGUAUGCACGUGUUGGAAAUCAUCUCCCUCAUGUUCAGAGACCAGACACCAGAAGCCCUGGUGAGCGCCGGUCAGGCUCGAUCAGUCCAAGAGAAGCAGAGAGACGCUGAGGAGCUGGACGCACUGAGGCAGAAGGAACAAGCACAAAAACGAUCUCGCAUGUUUCAGAGAGGCACCAGACAUUCUCGCUUUGGAGGGGCCUAUGUUGUUCAAGGUCUCAAGUCAAUUGGAGACAAAGAUGUGAUCUACCACAGAGGCAUUCAUAAUUUUAAACAUUACAGUCAUGACACAGGAAAGGCUGUGAGACGUGUCCCAAAGAAGAAUCAACGCGCACAGGAGUCUGAAGACAAACGCCGUUCAGCCUUAAAUGUGCGACUGUUUCUGCGGGAGUUCUGUCUGGACUUUCUGGAGAACUGCUACAACCGGCUCAUGUACCUCGUCAAGGAGAAUCUGAUUCGGGAGCAGGCUCAGCAGCACGAUGAGACCUACUACCUCUGGGCACUCAGCUUCUUCAUGGCCUUCAACCGUGGCAAUGGUUUCCGUGCCGACUUAGUGUCUGAGACCGUGACCAUCCGUGCUUUCCAUUUUAUUGAGCGCAACAUCACCAACUACUACGAGAUGAUGCUGACUGACCGCAAAGAGGCCACAUCCUGGUCUCGCAGGAUGCACUUGGCACUGAAAGCUUAUCAGGAGCUGCUGCAAACUGUGAAUGAGAUGGACUGCUCUCAGGAUGAAAACAUUCGUCAGAGCUCCAACGUGAUCAAAUGUAACAUAUUCUACCUGAUGGAAUACAGGGAGAUUUUCCUGACCUUGCUACGGAAAUUUGACGAAACUAGACAGCCAUCCUCCUUCCUCAAAGAUUUGGUUGAGUCGACUCAUCUCUUCUUGCGCAUGCUGGAACGCUUCUGCAAAGGCCGCAAAAACCUGAUGGUGCAGAGGAAGAAAGCAAAACGGAAGAAGGCUCGAGGCCAAAAAAAGCCAACUGUAGAAACGACCCCAGAGGACCUAGAGGAGACCUGGAAGAUGGUGGAAGAGGAGCUGAGGGCCACAGGGUUCCAGCUGUCGGAGGGUUUAACUGAAAGCAUCGUGCCAUUUGAUGCUACAUCUGAGACCCCGCCUGAAGAGCAGCGGGCCGAAGCUAUGGUGCGGGUGCAGGAUGCCCUGCUUGCCAAACUGGGACCCGAGGCUCUGGGACUGCUGCGUGCAGCCAGGGAAGUGUGGCCAGAGGGAGAUGUGUUUGGUUCAGCUGAUGUGGAGCCUGAGGAGGAACUCGAGCUCCUCAAGCAGAUCCUUCAUGCCAACCUGCCAAGGCAGUCUCCACCUGAGCCUGGGAUGGAGGAGGAGGAUGAUGGAGCAGAGUUUGAGGAGGAAGAAUUAGAAUCUGUCCAGGUUUCUGAGACAGAGUUCAACUUCCUAGACUUCAUGAAGAGGUUUGCCAACCCCAACAUUGUGCGCCCAUACCUCCUCCUACUAAAAACAUACUCCAAAAACACACCACAUACAAACCACUGCAUAGCACGUAUGUUACAUCGCUUGGCAGUUGACCUGAAGAUGGAGGCCCUGCUGUUUCAGCUGUCUGUCUUCCACCUCUUCAACAAGAUCCUGAGUGAUCCUGCUGCAGCUGCUUAUAAGGAGCUGGUGACCUUUGCCAAGUAUGUGCUGAAACGUUUCUUUUCCCUGGCAUCAGAGAACAGCAAGGCGUUUGUAGAGCUGCUGUUCUGGAAGAAUGUAGGGGCUGUUCGCGAGAUGACCGAAGGCUAUAGCAAAGAUGGAGUGAACUCAAAGAAAAACGCAACAUGGACAGAAGAGGAGGAAGAGGAGUUGCGUAAGCUGUAUGAGGAGCACCGUGACUCUGAAGUGCCUGACAUAGUGGAGACGCUGCUACCACUACUAAGUAACAGCGACCGUACACGUCGCCAGGUAGUGAUGCAGUUGGUGCAUAUGGGCCUGGUAGACAACGCCAAAGAGCUGAAGAAACAGAAAAAAGGUACCCGGAUUGUUCUUUGGACUGAAGAACAGGAGCAGGAGCUGCAGAUGCUUUUUGAGGAGUACCGAGACUCUGACGAUGUGUUGGGGGAUAUCCUGAAGAAGCUGACAGCCAAGCGCUCGCGUGCACGUGUUGUGGACAAGCUGCUCAGCAUGGGCCUGGUGUCUGACAGACGAGAACUCCACAAGAAGAGGAGUCGCAGAGCUCAAGGAAAGAGCUCCGGAAAGGGGAUGACUGAAGAAGAGUUCCUAGCCGGCUUAACGAAUGAUUUCCCAGAAGAUCCUAUGGACAGAGAUGAUGACGAGGAAGAGGAUGAGGAUGAGGAUGAGUUUGAAGAGAGUGAUGAAGAGGUAGAAGAGGAGGGGAGGAAAGAAUCAGGCGAUGGAGGAAGGAAGAGCAAAAGCAUCAACUCCAGUGUUGGGAAGAGUGCAGAUGUUGGCCCUAUGGUGUUGGCUCUACAAAAAGAAGGCAUGUCUGGACCCCUGCUCUGGCUGCAGAAUCGUCUUAACAAAACAGCAGAGGACCGUGACGAAGAUGGCUUCUCUCAGCCGGUGCCACUCGUUCCUCUCAUGGAAGAGAAUGAAGAGGCCAUGGAGAAGAAGAGCUUCCAGAAGCUUCUACGCAAACUGGGAAUACGUGCACCGGCAAAUGAACAGGAGAUCUUUUGGAGGAUUCCAGCAAAGAUGAGCCCAUCUCAGCUACGGGGUGCAGCUGCAGCCCUUAGCCCCAGAGACGAGCCGACAGGAGGAGGCGAGGAGCCAGAGGGACAUGGGAGUCCGCCCAGGGAACAUGAAGAGGGGUCGGCCUCGGACGAACAGAGAGCCCAGGCUCUCAGAGCGCUGCUGCUUGCACGCCAAAGGAGACACCACUCAAGUGAGCACGCAGAUGUAACCCCUGCUGAGGAUGCAGAGUCAGAGAGCGACCUUAGGAGGUCCCCGAAGGAGAAGACCUCAACUAAAAGAAGCAGAGUGUUGGACGAGGUUGAGGAGAACGAGGAGGACUCCAUCCUCGUGAUGGAUAUGGAUGGUGAUGGUGAUGCAGAUUCAGACAAAGACGAUGUCUCUGCUCCUGCCAAACGGAGGAGAAAAAUGGCGCUGAUUGAUGAUGAUGAUGAUGAUGAUGAAGAUGAUGGCCUGUAGACAAGCUUUAAAUGUGCUGUGGAGACUGCAGACAUGAGAGACACAGACCUCCCUCUUUUUCCUCAGUUUAGAGGGUUUAGCUCUCUUGAGUUGAGGCCAGGUGCAGAGAAAAGACACUGAAAAAAUCAUACACACACCGGUCUGAAUCGACUUGAUUAAGAUGUUGUUCUACUUCAAUAUUUUUUUUUAUUCUGCCAACACUUUGAUAAGCAGUUGACCACAACCUUUUUGUAGUUAUGUUUGUAAAAUCUGCCUCUUUUGUCAUUCUCCUUCUUCUUGUAUCUCAAGGACCAGCCAGCAGGGACAUUGUACAGGUAAUGCACUUAAAAAUUUGUUGCAUCAGACAGGCUUCUUUUUAUAAUCCAACAAUUUCAGGUAUAAUCAGGAACGUAGUUUGGGUAAAAUAAUAUUUGUGCAUGCAAAUGUCAUCGUUUUAAGUAUUUUUUUCAUGUUGAAUUAAGAAUUUGGAGUAAAACUCAUGCAUACUGGUGAAUAAAUAGGCACUCUUGUGGAAGUUGUUGCAUACUGGCUUAUUUUCCGAGUCACAUUGUUGCACCAUCCCGUUUCAUCACUAGAGGGCAGAUUGACAUUGGCUCAUUACAUACUGUUUAUGGAUUACAUUGGGGAUUACCUUUGAAUACUCAGAUCUGAAGUAUGCCUUAAUUUUACACUUCAUCUGAGUUAUUUUGAAUUUUCAUCAUGUGUAAAAUGUAUUUGAUGCUCCUUUGUAAAUCCAGCAGAUACACUUAUUUGUCAAACUGUAUUGUGAACAAACCUUUUAUACUUGUACGUCUGUGCUGAGUGACCCAGAUCUCAAGAAUCUGUUUGUCCUGA
Myripristis murdjan (pinecone soldierfish) is the source of this 4773-nucleotide messenger RNA. It is a transcript of the gene timeless, whose product is annotated as timeless circadian clock. Gene Ontology annotation, molecular function: DNA binding. The transcript has 30 exons. Lineage: Eukaryota; Metazoa; Chordata; Actinopteri; Holocentriformes; Holocentridae. The record is from RefSeq and is a predicted model, not a curated record. Gene Ontology annotation, biological process: DNA replication checkpoint signaling; DNA repair; replication fork arrest. Gene Ontology annotation, cellular component: replication fork protection complex. The coding region runs from base 172 to 3939 and encodes 1255 amino acids.